Molecule: messenger RNA, 834 nt
Organism: Leptosia nina
Lineage: Eukaryota; Metazoa; Arthropoda; Insecta; Lepidoptera; Pieridae
Source: the annotation of a GenBank genome assembly
AUGUCUCGAAGACCUGAACAUCAAGCUCCUCCUGAAGUGUUCUACAAUGAAGAUGAAGCUAGAAAAUAUACCCAAAAUUCCAGAAUAAUGGAAAUCCAAUCGCAAAUGACAGAGAGGUGUAUAGAACUAUUGCUGCUACCAGAAGAUACCCCAUGUUUACUCUUAGAUAUAGGUUGUGGAUCAGGACUCUCAGGCACGGUUCUAGAAGAAAAUGGUCACAUGUGGAUAGGGAUGGAUAUCUCAAGAGCUAUGUUGGAUGUUGCCAUAGAAAGAGAAAUUGAAGGUGAUGUAGUUUUAGCAGACAUGGGUGAAGGAGUUCCUUUUAGACCGGGCAGUUUUGAUGGUGCUAUUUCCGUAUCAGCUCUGCAGUGGUUAUUUAAUGCAGACAAAAAAUCACAUCAACCUGUUAAGAGGUUGUAUACAUUUUUCAGCACGUUAUAUGCAGCAUUAUCAAGAUCAGCAAGGGUAGUGUUCCAGUUUUAUCCUGAAAAUGAGAGCCAACUUGAUCUUUUAACAUCACAAGCAAUGAAAGCAGGUUUUUAUGGAGGUGUGGUUAUUGAUUUCCCGAAUUCAGCAAAAGCAAAAAAGUUCUUCUUGGUUCUUAUGACUGGCGGUGCAGCACCAUUACCAAAAGCUUUAGGUACAGAUGAAGAAGAUGAACAUAAUUUGCAAGUAAAAUAUGCAAGACGUGAAGCAUCAAAAAGGGCCAGAGGCAAGCCAUUAAAGAAUACAAAAGCAUGGCUUUUAGAGAAAAAAGAAAGGAGGAGAAAGCAAGGAAAAGAUACUAGGCCUGACACAAAAUAUACUGGGAGAAAAAGAAGUGGACGCUUCUAA